Notodromas monacha is the source of this 2016-nucleotide messenger RNA. NCBI's taxonomy places the organism in Eukaryota, Metazoa, Arthropoda, Ostracoda, Podocopida, Cyprididae. The record is from the annotation of a GenBank genome assembly.
AUGCAAAAGCAUUUGUCAAACAAGGCUGAUACUUUUUUGUGUGCCAAAGAGUCGAGGCUGAUCGAAGGUUGCGAGGUUGUCGUGGAGUCCGUAGACGCACCGCAUGUUUCCGAAGACCAACUGGCCGUUUCAAAUUCACCAAAGACUUCCAAGCAAACCGGAACCAUGUCAUCGGACGCUGCUUCAUCAAUGAGCACUUCGUCUGCCGCACAGAAUCUCGCCAAAAACGAGCAAAAAUCAUCAUCAUCAUCAUCCAAUGUGCAAAGCGGUGCUCCGCAAAAAUUUUACUGCUACUCCAUGCCGACCACGGGACACAACGAUGGUAUCACGGAUGUAGUCGUGGUCAACACUCCGCAGACCAUGAACUUGAUCGCCACUGCGAGUCGAGAUGGUGUUAUCAAGCUAUGGAAGUGAUCGUAUUUGUUUCAAUCUUUCAAAAGGAGAACACGAUUCUGUGAUGUUAUUCAAGUAAUGGGAUGAUGCAGCAGGUCAAAUUCAAAAUGGAGUUGGAGUGUUCUUUGCAAAAGUAUUCGUGGGGCAAGAUAGGUUUGAACAGUGUUGUCGCCCAAUUUGCAAAGGGCUGUUGCGUGGAUCCUGUUGAUCCCGAAGCUCCGUAUGCAGAAUUGUGGAUGGGAACUCAUCCGAAUGGCAUGAGUUACAUCCGUGGCUCGUCCCAAGAUUUGCAAUCUUUCGUUGGGGCCAAUACCGAAGUUCUGGGUGAAGAUUCCAUCGCUGUUUUCGGGCACGAUUUGCCUUUCUUGUUCAAGGUUUUGUCGGUGCGACAGGCGUUGUCCAUCCAAGCGCAUCCGGAUAAGGAUCUGGCGAAUGUUUUGCAUAAAACUCGUCCGGAUUUGUACAAAGAUGCAAACCACAAGCCCGAGAUGGCCAUUGCUCUCACAAAAUUCACCGCUUUGUGCGGAUUUCGACCGCGCACCGAGAUUGUGCAACUUCUUCAAGUUAUUCCCGAAAUUCGCGAAGCUGUUGGCGAGGAAAAUUUUGAGCUGUUGAAAUCCGAUAGUGACGCAAGUAUUCAAGGGUUGAAGGAAACCUUUCGUCGUGUUAUGGAGCAACCCAAGGAAGAUGUUGCCCGUAUCGUAAAUGCUCUCGCACUACGCCUAAAAGACGAAGCUUUUGUGAAUUCUCUCGGUCUGAAAGACUCGACUGUUCUGGCUGAAGUCUGGAAAACGAUUCAUGAAGAUUUCAAAGAAGAUGUCGGAUUGAUCGCCAUGUUUUUGUUCAACUUGAUCGUAUUGGAACCCGGAGACGCGAUCUAUCUUGGAGCUAAUGACCCUCAUGCUUAUCUUAGUGGUGAUUGCGUCGAGUGUAUGGCUUGUUCGGAUAACGUCGUUCGAGCUGGUCUGACGCCGAAGUUCAUCGAUGUCGACACACUCGUCAAGAUGCUCGUUUACAAAUUCUCUUCUCCCGAGGAAAAACUUUUUCGGGGAGUCGUUUCGACUGAUUUAAACCCGGUGACUGUGGUGCAUUACACUCCGCCUAUCGCGGAUUUCAAAGUGAUGAAGUACGAAUUGAAAAGUGGUACUAGUUCUGAGACGAAUGCUGUUGACUUACCCGCGAUGUCUGUGGGAAGUAUUGUGAUCGUGAUUGAAGCCGAACAUGCGUUUCUGAGUUUCGGCGAUGGAGAGGAUGUGGAAUUGAUCCCAGGAAAAGUGUUUUUUGUUCCUGCCGGAAAAAAUAUGGCUUUGAAGAAAACCGGUGGAAGUGCGAUUAUGUUUCGCGCAUCAGCAAAUGUCGCGAAUUAGAUGCAGACAUUUGAUACUUCUAUGUAUCGAUGUUCAUUAGACGUAUUGUGAUGUAGUGAGUCUCGUCAAAUAUUAUUCCUGUGGUUCUGAAGGAUUUAUCCCGAAAGUCUCCCUCCAAAGCACAAUAAAAUGGUGGUUCCGCUUGUGAACUGGUGUCAACUGUUGGCCAAAUUCUGCACGUUUUUUUCUAGCUUACCGUGUUUCACCGAAAAAAAAAGAGAUGCGAGAUGAAAAUAUCUGCACGAUUGAGGAAGAA